ACAGAGAGAGAUUUGUUUAAGUUGAAGAGAUCUCAACUUUUCUGAUCGGAACCUCGUCGGAGUUGAAUCAAUAUCACCGGAAAGUAUGUCGACGGCGUUCAGUGGAGAUGAAACCGCGCCGUUCUUCGGCUUUCUCGGCGCCGCCGCUGCUCUCGUGUUUUCAUGUAUGGGAGCUGCCUAUGGCACUGCAAAGAGUGGUGUGGGAGUGGCCUCAAUGGGUGUGAUGAGACCAGAGCUGGUUAUGAAGUCAAUUGUGCCUGUUGUCAUGGCUGGUGUGUUGGGUAUUUAUGGUUUAAUUAUAGCUGUCAUUAUCAGUACUGGAAUUAAUCCGAAGGCAAAAUCCUACUAUCUAUUUGAUGGUUAUGCUCAUCUUUCAUCGGGCCUUGCGUGUGGGCUUGCUGGGCUCUCUGCUGGAAUGGCAAUUGGAAUUGUUGGUGAUGCUGGUGUCAGAGCUAAUGCACAACAGCCAAAGCUUUUCGUUGGGAUGAUUCUUAUCCUCAUCUUUGCUGAAGCUCUGGCUCUGUAUGGUCUCAUUGUUGGCAUUAUCUUGUCUUCCCGUGCUGGCCAAUCCAGAGCUGACUAAGAGUAGAGGUGGUCGUACAAAUUUUUUCUAAUGUCAGUAGUGCAGUCUUGAAAGUCUCAGAUAAAAGCAAAAGGAUUCUUGUUAUACGAACAUCGUUUGUAUGGUUGCAUAAUCUUCUGUAUGUUCAGAGGUCGUAGAAGUAGUUAUCAGCUUUUGCACAAUAAAAAAGCCAUGUUGCUUGUUUAUUUGCCCCUAUGUGCUUAUAUUUGUUACAUUCAUUGUUUAAAUUUUGUUGAAACAUUAAUCAGCAAUUAAGAAUGUGUUAAUGUUGGUAA
This is a messenger RNA of Daucus carota subsp. sativus, 858 nucleotides long. Its product is annotated as V-type proton ATPase 16 kDa proteolipid subunit. NCBI's taxonomy places the organism in Eukaryota, Viridiplantae, Streptophyta, Magnoliopsida, Apiales, Apiaceae. The transcript has 3 exons. Gene Ontology annotation, cellular component: proton-transporting V-type ATPase, V0 domain; membrane. The record is from RefSeq and is a predicted model, not a curated record. Gene Ontology annotation, molecular function: proton-transporting ATPase activity, rotational mechanism. Gene Ontology annotation, biological process: proton transmembrane transport. The coding region runs from base 86 to 583 and encodes 165 amino acids.